Messenger RNA from Sphaeroforma arctica JP610, 1998 nucleotides. RefSeq lists its product as hypothetical. Bases 1 to 1998 code for a protein of 665 amino acids. The transcript is spliced from 5 exons. Lineage: Eukaryota; Ichthyosporea; Ichthyophonida. The record is from RefSeq and is a predicted model, not a curated record.
AUGGCAUACAUUCGCAAAACCAACGGGUUUUUAUUGAGCAACUUCAACUUGAUGGUGGAGAGAUACACUGUCAUCGAGACUCCCGCCGAAGACAUAAUCGAAGCAGCGAAUGCAAAGAAGACGCAGAUCAUCGACCAGGCCAACACGCAGUACGCAACCGCCAUGGCUACGGAGAAAGUGAACCAGGCCAAGGACCAAUACAACGAGAAAGCAGCACCCGUCGUCACUGACCUCAAGACUCGUGCUGAGCCAGUUGUAGCACAGAUUAAGGAACAGACUACCCCCAUUGUAGAGGCUGCUCAGAAGCAGUACAGCGAGCUUACAGAACUUUUGCCUCUGCGCCAUUUAAAGGUCAUCUUAUGUCCCAAGAUAUCCGAUAUCAGCCCUCUAGCGCCUUUUCCGGCACUCGACACUAUCACAUUCAGCCAAUCAAAAGUUGUCGACAUCACACCGCUUAGUUUCUACACUACACUACAUGCACUCAAUAUUUCCAAGACAAGUGUGGCCACUAUUGGCCCGCUAUCAUCCUGUUUGCGACUUGAGGUACCCAGUAUGGCUUCAACAAUGAUAGUCGACAUCAGCUCACUCUCCUCGUGCACGGCGCUGCACACUCUGGAUAUGUCAGGCUGUCCUUUGGCCAGUAUUCAGCCGUUAGCAUCCUUGACAGGUCUCCAGAUACUGGCAAUGAGAUCCCCCGGUAUUACGGAUAUAAGUCCGCUUUCCUCAUGCGUGGCUCUGCGCAAAUUGAGAAUGAACGGGAUGGAUGUUGCCGAACUUAGCCCAAUAGCACACUGUGGGUGGCUACAUACUCUGGACAUAUCAGGCUGCCACAAAAAUUUCCAAUCUGAAGUCAAUAGUUCAGUGUGUACGGCUCCAUACCCUGAGGAGCUGCGAACUCUAGAUAUGACCGGGUACAAGGGUGUUUGGGACUUGAACUCGCUUUCAUUUAUACGUGCACUGGUGCCUGCUGUUAGUGGACUACUGAAAGGUUUCAGCACCCUAGCGCAGUGCCAGGGAUUAAAGAGCCUCGCCUUGGCCACCACCAACAUCACGGAUCUUUCUCCGCUUACUUCUUGUCAUGCAUUGGCCAAGCUAGAUUUAAGCAACACGCGAAUCGCUAACCUGCGUCCGUUGGCGUCCUGUGUGACACUUCAUACUUUAAACUUUACUAACUGCACUGAUGUCAUCGAUAUAGGCCCACUGAGAGCUUGUUCGAAACUACAACAAAUGGAUCUGUAUGGCUGCUCUAGUAGUAUCGACCUAGAGCCGCUAAGAGCGUGUCUGGAACUACGAAUUCUGAAAAUGCGUCCCUGCAUUGGUAUCACCGACUUUGAGCCGUUAAGAGCAUGUCGGGAAUUGCAAAGACUGGUUUUGACUGAAUGUGAGGAGUUGACCGACAUAAGGCCGCUAGCAGCGUGUUCAGAACUGAAGAAACUCGAGUUAAUCGAUUGCCCCAGUGUAACAGACUUGGAACCUCUCAGAGGGUGCUCAAAGCUACAGGAACUGACCAUAGACGACUGCGAUAGCGUCACAGACAUAGGCCCACUGUGCGUUCCCGAAACUACAGGCCCACUGAGUGCGUGCUCGAAACUACAAGUACUGUCCAUGUGCGGCUGCGAUGGCAUCACCGACCUAUACCCACUGAGUGCGUGCUCGAAGCUACAAGAACUGAUCAUGGACUACUGCGAUGGCAUCACAGAUUCAGGCCCACUGAGUGCAUGUUUGAGACUGCCACAACUGCAUAUGGGGGACUGCCCCGGCAUAACCGAUAUAGAGCCGCUGAAGGCGUGUUUGGAACUGCGGAUAUUAGAUAUAGCCGGAUGUCAGGGUGUUACCAAUGUAUGCCCGCUGACAUCUUGUCUAGCUCUCAGAACACUUCAUAUCGCUAGCACGGGGGUUAACGAUACAAGCUCAUUUCAAGCCAGCACACGAGUUGUGUUAAUUCCUCCUGGCCAUCUUGAUAUAUCGAGUGGCACCGAAAGCUCUCCCAGUGACUAG